Clonostachys byssicola is the source of this 1587-nucleotide messenger RNA. The record is from the annotation of a GenBank genome assembly. NCBI's taxonomy places the organism in Eukaryota, Fungi, Ascomycota, Sordariomycetes, Hypocreales, Bionectriaceae.
AUGCUUGCGACACAGUUUCGCGACACGGAGCACUCGUUGUGGCGUUUGGAUAGGCCAAGCCAACCUCUACGAGGACUACCAAGCCCACGCAUGUCUACCCUCUUUGCAUCUUCUCUGUCAUCAAGGCAGUCGGGAUGGCAGUCACGGUAUCCCGACCAACAGUCAGACGAGAGCCCAAAAUUAGAAGUCCGCUUGUCGCCGUCCGCCAUGGAAGAGAAAACCGCAGCGAUCCCUGACCUGGAGAGCAGCCAGCCUCGCGUCUCGUCCUUCUCAGGCGCAAUUCUUCCACAACCAAUCGCUUACAAAGCGUCACUCUCUGAGCGAAGUGCCCGGGCACUUGUGCAUGGCGACGAUUCUAGUUCUGGGGGUAAUCUGCCAGAACGUGAUGAAUCAGGAGGGAUCAACGUAGCCCCAAGGAUCGAAACAAGUCUUAAAGACGAUGAUGAUUGCAUGGACGACGACGAUCUCUUCGACGGUGAAAGCGAGCACUCACAGCGACUACGGUCCGCUUCGGAGCGAGUCGCCGCACGUCGGAAAAUGAAGCGAUUCAGACUUACUCAUCAACAAACCCGUUUCCUCAUGAGCGAAUUCGUUAAACAACCACACCCAGAUGCGGCACACCGUGAUCGAUUGUCCAGGCAAAUCCCUGGGCUAAGCCCACGCCAGGUACAAGUCUGGUUCCAAAACAGACGGGCCAAGAUCAAGCGUCUAAAUGUGGAAGAUCGGGAUAGGGUCAUCCGGAUGAGAGCCGUCCCGGACGAGUUCGAUACCGUACAAGCGUUACACUCACCCUACGGAGCCGUCCAUGGCUAUGCUCAUUCCCUAUCAACAUCUCCAGAUCUCGGUCAACAAGGCUAUAACCGGGGAUUGAUGGCCAGGCAAUUGAUGGUAGAUGUACGGCGUUCCAAUUUGGAGGGAAGAACAUCCCCAGGCCUCACCCCACCCUUCGACAGCGUAGGAUUCAGCAACGGGGCAGGGAAUUCAGACGUGGCCUCGAAUCUUUCUUCUAGCUCUAGCGAGAGGUUCCCCUAUUAUAUCACAUCGUCAUUGGGCGCCAACUCUAGAUUGUCGACUCCGUUCCAAGGGAUUCGCCCCCUGCCUUCUCCUCACUUCAGGGACUCGGCUGCUCGUCCCAGAGCCGACUCUGCUCACUCAUCCAUGGCUGAUUGCCAGCAACCCAUAUAUCCAGCGCCGAGCAGUGGCUACGACGGCGAGUAUUAUCCUGGAAUUGGGCUCGACAGCAGAACUCGAUUCACCCCAGCUACAACAUUCUCAGCAGGUCUUGAACCGGGCAACCAAUACCGACCAGAUGGCCCUUCAUCAACUGAGACCGCGGGACUCUCAGGCCAGGAUCGCAGUGGCUCUCACCAAUACACGAACCCUUCGAUGUACCCUACAAGUUACCCCCCGCCCCAAAUUCCGGACUCAAACGGUCUCAUCACGCGGUCAUCCCGGGACAGCUCCCCAUACCAUUCUCUCCCGACUGCCCAGGCUCUGGCUGCCGCGAGCUACCAACAACAUGGCCGUUCUAACCCUCCGCUAGGCGGAUAUUAUGAGCCAACCGUAUUGCCAUACGCCAACGAUUAA